Pieris brassicae (large cabbage white) is the source of this 1977-nucleotide messenger RNA. RefSeq lists its product as uncharacterized. The record is from RefSeq and is a predicted model, not a curated record. Bases 503 to 1915 code for a protein of 470 amino acids. The transcript has 2 exons. Lineage: Eukaryota; Metazoa; Arthropoda; Insecta; Lepidoptera; Pieridae. Gene Ontology annotation, biological process: transcription by RNA polymerase I.
UAUAACCAAUACAUCAAUUUAUGAUAAUAAAUUUGUUUAUUUUAUUAUCAUAAAUUGAUACAAAACCGAUAGACCUGAUUCAAAAACCGAUAUUUUCGAUGGCAAACAUAGUCUCUGAUUCAUGAUUAACCUUAAUAUAAUUUCUCUAUCGGCUACUGGCAAGUGGCCACACAGUCUAGUGCUCGCUAGUUGCUUGUAUAUUCAUUAUUCGUAAAAUUACUCAAUUUUCAUAUUUAAUAAAAUGUAAAAUAUGUUGUUGUAGAUAAAUUUAUUUACCUAGCAGGUAUAAAAGGCAUCAGUAUAAUCAACGUAAUUCGUAACUUUAUUUUUUAUAUUUAAAACAUAACCUAUUGUAGGCAUUGGAUGAUUACAAUCUAGUAGUUCCAUGUUUCUGUUCCAAGAGUUUGAAAGUUGUUAUGUCUUCAGACGAAAGUUUUUUGUGGACUAGUGCUUCAAAUAGUAAUAGUGAUAGUGAUGAUAGCAAUCUAAGAAGUUCUCUGAAAUGCAAGAAGACUUUGUUAAAAAUGAAGUAGAUGAGAAAUAUAAAAAAAUUAAGAAUAAAGUGGUAAAUGGAAAUUUUAUAAAAGAUGAACAUACUAGUGAAGUAGACUUGAAAAUUGUUAAAAAUGAAUACAGUAAAGGUAGUAUUGGUAACGAGGUACUAUUUAAUGACAGCUAUUUAAACUUGAGAGUAAAAGAAGAACAGUCAUCAUGUUUUGAUGACUCCGAUAUACCAGUAAAAAAGAAAAAGAAAAAUAAAAAGAGAAAACAUUCACUUCUAGAACUAAACAACGAUGACAGAUUGCUAGAUGUAAGUAAUAAUGAGGAUAUAAUUACAACUGAAGAGACAGUUAAUACUAGAUCAUGCACAAAUAGAGAUGAUCCAAUUACAGCAACAGAAGAUAGUAAUUAUGUUAAACAUAAAAAAAAGAAAAAGAAGCGUCGAUCUUCUGGUGAGGACUGUAACAACAGUAAUAUAUCUGAAAUUACUUAUAAUAAUUUUAGUGACCCAAAAUGCAUAGAUGAAAAUAAUUCUAUCAGUGAAAAUCAUUUUGAAAGUAAUGGAGGUAAUGUUGAUAAAUUGGAGUCCAGUGUAAGGAAUCUAUCAAAGGUUUCCGACCGAAUACAGUUUGAAGAGGAUUUAGAUUUUAAUAAAAGUGUGGUGGAGGCCAAUUUUAAUCAAAAACAAAUAAGACGAUAUUUAAAGAAUCAUACCAAUCUACUGCCAAUUUCUCCCAAAACUAAGCUGGAUUCCACUAUUACAGACACGGAUGAUGUUUGGCUGGUUAAAUGUCCUCAAGAUGUUGACAUUAUGCAUCUUAAAGAUAUAACCUUAGGCUUAAGUAACAAAACAAAGUUAAAACUGGGUGGAAAGGUUUAUGAGUAUAUGGUAGACCAGAAUAACCUUAGGUUACCCAUAUUGACAUUUCAUAAUCAAAGCAAGCCUGUUAUUAAAAAUUUAAUAACAAAUGGAUGUAUUUAUUUAAAGAAUAAAGUACCGAAAGUACAUAUACCCAACAAUGAAGUCAUGGUUAAUGAUCAAACAAAUUUUAUAGUGUUACCGGACACCAAGUGUCGUCAUCCACUCUUUGGAAUACAUUAUAAAAAAUGUAUUAAAGUCCCAGUGGAGAUUGCCAAACGCUUACAUACAGAUCAAGAACAAAAUUCCCUUCCUGUUCAAGAUAAUAUUAAAGAAAAGAAAAAGAAACAAAAAAUAUAUAAAAGGUCCUUAAUAAGUGAUGAAUUUCAGGAACCAAUAAAACUGGAACAGGAGGUUUCUAAGAAAAAAAAGAAGCGAAAGCUCAGUUCUGGUACUAACAGUCCCGUUAAAAGUAAGAGAGUGAAGUAUGAUCCAGAUUCUACUCAGACUUGGGAUUCAGAGAAAGCCAUCGAAGAAAAUCUUUUUAACUUUUGAUCAAUAACGGAUACUUUUGUAUGUGUGUAGUAAUUUGACAAAUAAAGUCCCAUUUUAUUGUU